AUGAAAAAAAUAAAAAAAAUCUUAGUACCUCGAUCAAAUGAUUAUGCAGGUGGUGGUUUUGGUUUUACAAUUCGUCAUUUUGUUAUUUAUCCACCAUCAGUUUCUGUCAAUGACAUUUUACGGGCUUCGUACAGUGUGGUGAUCGAUGAACAUCAGCAAAAGCAAUUGGAAGCAAGUGGAGGAGGAGGAGGAACAACAACAUCAUCAUCAUCAAUAGUUCCUUCCGGUAUUUUAUCGUCAUCAUCGGGUAGUCUCAUCCAUCAUCAAGGAGAACAACAACGAUCGUCAUCAUCAUUAUCAUCUUCUGCCAUGAAAAAUCUCGGAAACGAUAAUAUUCAAGAAGAUGGAACAACAGUGCCAAAUAAAGCCAAUAAAAAUCUUCAAUCAAUCGAUACUAUUUUUGUUAAAGAAGUUCGACAUGAUGGUCCAGCUUAUGCAGCUGGUUUAAGACAAGGUGAUCAAAUAUUAACUGUUAAUGAUCAAUCAAUCUCUGGAAAAACUUAUUCACAAGUUAUUGCUAUGAUACAAAAUGCUCCUGCUGAUCUUGUUCUCAAUGUUGUACCAAAAGAAGAUGAUAAUCGUACAUUAAAUUCAACAGAAAAUCUUUAUAAUGAUUUUAAUUUAAAUCAAUCUCGUUUAAAAACAAAUCCAUUAUCACAUUCAUCAUCAUCAUUAUAUAAUCCUUCAACAACAACUAUGCAUAAUAAUGCAAUUGAACAAAAAUUAAGAAAUUUACAAAUUAAUUUAGCUCAAGGUCGAACACAAGAACAACUUGCUCAAGCUGGAAUUUAUUUUCCUCCUCAAACAUCAUCAUCAUCAUCAUCACAACAGCAGCAACAACAAAAUGCUUUUUCCAAUUAUAUUGAUUCAGUACAUAAAGCUUUAGAUUCAUCUAAACAACAACAACAGCAGCAACCAGAACAACAACAACAACAACAACAACAACAACAACAACAACAAUCUCAACAACAAUCUAAAGUAGAUGCAACAAAUCUAUAUUAUGAAUCUCCUUAUCAUAAUUCAUAUAUACAAUAUGAUUAUAAACGACAACCAACUUUUCAAAUUAAUUUUAGUCAACCAAAUGAACAACGAAAUUAUAUUAAUAAUAAUAUAAAUCCUCCAUUACCUAUAGCAAAUAUUGUUCGACCACCAGUUCCUCCUAGACAAAAUUUGCCUGUGAUAAAUCCAUCAUUAAAUAGUUAUGUAAAUGUUGGAGAAAAUCGUUUUCCAUUAAAUAAUAUUGUAAAAGAUGAAGAAUGGAAUUCAACAAAUAUAUAUUCAAGAUCAAUACCAAAUUCAAUGAUUAUUGAAAAUGAAGAAGAAUUAAAAUCUCCUUCAUCAGAUUCAAUAACAAUUGAAAGUCCAACACAAAUUGUUUCAAAUGAAAAACGUUCAUCAUUAAAUGAAAAUGAUAUGAAAACUGAAUUUGUUAAUUUUCGUAAAAAACAAUUUGAAACAGGUCAUGUUGAAAAUAUUGUUCGUGAUCCUCAACGUGAAUCUAAAACAAAAAAAUAUUCGGAAAAGAAAAAAUAUGAAAAUGAAUGGAAUCGUUUAACUGCAGUAGCUGAUGUUGAAACAGUUAUGGAACGUGCAUCACAUUUUGAAGAUAUUGAUCCAGAUAAAUUUGCAAGAUUAAAAUCAAAAUUUCCAACAAUACCACAAAUGAAUGAAAAUUAUGAUCCUCAAGAUAUUUUCUUUUAUGAUUUUAAUCCAAAUCAUUUUUAUGAUUCUCAAACACAAUCACCAUAUAAAAUGAUUAAACCAUCAACAAGACAUUCUUCUAUUGAUUCAUCUUCUUCAUUAACUACACCAAGAGUUGGUGAACUAAGAAAUAUUGAAUUUAAUUUUGAUCCACGUUAUAUGGUUCAACAAAUUCGACCAAAUCAAUCUCAAUCAACAACAACUUCUCAUUAUAAUCCAUUAGCACCAACUGAAAGUUCACGAUUUUCAUUAGAAAAUUAUCCAAAUAAUUCAUCAUCUCGAACUGGAGUUAAUUUAAUUCGUCAACCAUCAUAUAUAACUGCUGUUCGAUCAGCAAAUCAAAGUGAACAACCAGAUUUUGUAUCUCAAUUUGGAAAUCCCUCAACAUCAGAACAAGAAAUGAAACAACGUCGAACACCUUAUUUAAUUCCUAAUGAAGAACGUUUACCAUCUAAUCGAGGAGAUUAUCUUUCUUCCAAUUUUAAUAAUCAAUCAAUAAGACAAACUCAAAAUUCUUUUGAUAUUCUUCGAGAACAAGCACAAAAAUUAAGAAAUCUUCCUCAACAUCAAACACAAGGAAUUAAAAAAUUAAAAAACUUCUUUGGUGAAAAUUUAGGGCAAACGAAUAAUGAAAUGGAACAUCGUCCAUCAUUAUCUCAAUCUCCAUUAUCUCCACAUUCAUCAUCAGGUGGUCAAUCAAAAUCUGGUUCAAUAUUUGAUGGUUCAACUAUUGAUGGAACACUAAAUACUCGAGAAUCAAUUCGAUUAACAACAAUGACUGAUAAUUUAGAAGCAUCAAAAGAAGGAAUACUUUAUUGUAAAACUCUAUUAAAAGAAGGUCGUCGUGCACUUGAUCGUUCAUGGCGUGGAGCAUGGGCUGUGCUUAGACGUGGAGCUUUAUUUCUUGGUAAAGAAAAAAAACAUGGAUUAUUAAUUCCACUUUCAUGUGAUUCAUUUCCAAUUAAUCUUCAAAAUGCUGAUGUUGAAUUAGCAAGUGAUUAUAUUAAAAAACCAAGAGUUUUUAAAGUAACAACAGCAAAUCAAAGUGAAUUUUUAUUUCAAGCACCAGAUAUACAAUCUUUAAAUGAAUGGUUAGAUCUUAUUAAUGAACAUUCUCUUAAUAAUUAUUUAGGACAAGAUAAUCAACAAACUACUGACAAUAUUAAAGAUAAAAAACACAGAAAAAGUACUGCUUCAUUACCACCUAUUGCACCUACUCAUCAUGAUCAAGAUUUAUCAUAUCCAAGUGGUGAACACCGUAAAUCAAGUUCAAAAUCUAAAAAUACAUUUCGAAGUCCAUCAUUAAAACGUAGUCCAAGUCUUCGUUUUCGUAAAUCUCAAAAAUCUUCAAUAACUCAACCAGCCCAAGCAAUUCCUUCAUUAAGUGGAACAAAUUCUAUUCCAAAUAGUGGAAAUGUAACAUCACCUCGUCGUUCAUUUGUUAAAUCAAUUGUAAAAAAAGGUCUUCGAACAUUAAAAUCGUCAUCAUCAUUAUUAACAAGUCAAAUGAGUGGACAAAUUUAUGAUGAAUCAAGUGGAGAAUCAUUAUCAUCAACAACAGGUACAUGUACACUUUCUCAAGGAAUUAAUUUUGGUAUUGAAUUAGAAGAAUGUGAAAUAUCAUCAAUAUCACGUUAUAUUCCAAUUGUUGUCGAAAUUUUAACACGUCUUAUUGAAUUACGUGGAAUUAAUUAUCAAGGAAUUUAUAGACAUGCUGGAGGUUUAACUGCUGUUAAUUGGCUUGUUAAUGAAUUAGAUAAAGGAGCAGAAAAUAUUGAUUUUAAUUCCGAAAAAUGGUAUGAUGUUAAAGCUAUUGCAUCAACAUUAAAAACAUUUUUUGCUAAAUUACCUGAUUCACUUUUAUCAUCAAAGAUGAGUAGUUUAUGUGUUGAAGCAAGUCGAAUUGAAAAUCAUUGUGAACGUGUAGUUGAAUUAAAACGACUUGUUGUUCAAUUAGAUGAUUAUCGAUUUGAAACAUUAAAAUAUUUAUGUGCUCAUUUUCGAAGAGUUGCUUCCAAAUGUGAUAUUAAUAAAAUUGAUGCAAGAAAUUUAGCUAUUAUAUUUGGACCAACAUUAAUUUGGGAUUCAAAAGCAUCAUUACAAUUAAAUCUUGUUGAUAAUCCAGAAAAAAUUCGAAUUAUUGAAUCAUUUAUUUUAUAUCAUGAAUGGUUUUUUAAUGAUAAUUCAUAUGAUUCAAUACCAAUUGAAAUAAAUCCUCAAAUGCCUCGUUUACCUCCUGUAAUAAGUCAUGGAACAGUUGAUCCUGAAACAUCAUCAAAUACGGAAACAAAACCAGGUGAAAUAAUUCAAAAUAUCGUUCAUGCAGCUAAAAGACGAUGGUCAUCAACAUUAUUACUUGAUACAUUAUCAUCAUUAAAUCCUCAACCAAGUCCAACAACAAAUGAUCAACAAACAUCAAAACCAAUAAAUAUAUCUGUUAAAAGCGUUGUUCGUCCAAAUUAA
Messenger RNA from Rotaria sordida, 4164 nucleotides. The record is from the annotation of a GenBank genome assembly. NCBI's taxonomy places the organism in Eukaryota, Metazoa, Rotifera, Eurotatoria, Philodinida, Philodinidae.